Molecule: messenger RNA, 1464 nt
Organism: Aspergillus fijiensis CBS 313.89
Lineage: Eukaryota; Fungi; Ascomycota; Eurotiomycetes; Eurotiales; Aspergillaceae
Exons: 4
Coding region: 273-1247 (324 amino acids)
Source: RefSeq, a predicted model, not a curated record
GUGAUGUUUGGCUUCUGGAUGGAUGAAAGACCCGGUAGGGCUGCCUUAUCGCCCAUCAGAAUGCGGGGGAAGCUGCACUCGUGCACUGCGAUGCCUUCUUAUUCAUUCGUUCGUCGUGCGUCAUGAUGGGGACGUGGCGCGGGGCAAUCCUCCCUAUAUAAAGCCCCCUCCAGACCAACGCAAAGGGGACCGCUUGACCCCAGACUGACUGCAGCUGACUAUCUACCUGUACAGUCUACCUGUGUGACCCUCAACCACUCAACAACACCACCAUGGUCGGAGUCCUCCAGGAAACCAUCACCGUCAGCGACGGCCCCCUCACCAGCUCGAACGCCGCCCUCCUGCGGCCGUCCGACCCCAACCUGCCCCUGGAGGAACUCCGGCAGCGCUACGAGGCCGACGGCUACCUCUUCCUAAAGCAGGUGAUCCCGCGGGCGGACGUGCUCGAGACCCGGCGCCGGUACUUCGCCUACCUGGCGCCGACGGGGGUGCUGAAGGAAGGGUCGGACCCGGUGGAGGGGAUCUUCAACCCGAGCAAGUCGGCGGACGACUUCCCGGGCAUCGGGGCGGCCAGCGUCGCGGGCAACGGGCGGCCCGGCGGCGACAGCGCGGCCGAGUUCGUCGACCGCGCCAUCGAGGCCCACUACAAGGACUGGUACGUCGACCAGCUCUGCAACCACCCCGCCCUGUACGCCUACGUCGCCAACUUCACCGGCUGGGGCGCCAACACCCUCACCUUCAAGCGCACCCUGCUGCGCAACAAUACCCCGGGCACCAAGCCCAUCGGCGUGCACUACGAUCAGAUCUUCAUUCGCCACGGGGAGCCCACCAGUGUCACGGCCUGGGUGCCGAUCGGCGAUGUGAAGAUCAACGGCGGAGGGUUGAUUUAUCUGGAAGAUAGUGAUUCGGUGGGCAGAAAGAUCGAGGACGACUUCACAGUCAAGGCCAAGCAGGCGGGGCUGUCGGACGAAGAGGCCCGGUCGGCCUUCAACUCGAACAUGACCGCCAACGCACUGCUGUCGGAUGCGCCGGCCGAGUUCGCCAAGGAACACGGUCGUCGCUGGCUGGUCGCGGCAUACGAAGCCGGGGACGUCGUCCUACAUAAGCCCCAUAUGAUCCACGCCUCGACCGUCAAUAAUGACCCGGAUAAUGUCAUCCGUCUGGCGACGGAUAUCCGGUUCUGCGAUUCGUCGAAGCCGUACGAUAAGAGAUGGAUGAAUUUCUAUCGGUUCAACGAUGGUGUCUAGCGCUGGUUUGCGAGAUCCUGAGCCAAAAUUGUGGAGGUCGUGUAGUUUCUUAAGUGAUGAUGCGAUGAAAUUGUAGACUGCAAGAACGAACGCCUUCUGUAGGCAAAUUGGGAAUAUGGAAGCAACGCAAUGAAUGUAUUCUGUGUCAUUCUCCCCAUCUAGUCAUGCUGCCGAAGCUUCCCUAUGUUCCGCUUGCAUUCUCAUCGUCCCCACCGUC